Messenger RNA from Menidia menidia (Atlantic silverside), 548 nucleotides. The record is from the annotation of a GenBank genome assembly. Lineage: Eukaryota; Metazoa; Chordata; Actinopteri; Atheriniformes; Atherinopsidae.
CCAUGAGGGCCUCCGUUGCCAUGGUGAUGUUGUGGGUGAUGAUGAUACGAGCAGAUGUGAAGCCGCAGAAAGACUUCAGUCUACAGAAGUUUUCUGGGAGGUGGUUCCGUGUGGGCCUGGCCUAUGACUCUCCAGGAUUUGUGCCCUACAGAGACAAAAUCAGUGCCUCCAUGGGCAUCAUUACCCCACUGCCCAAUGGCAAUGUAAACCUCACAAUGUGGGAAGCCACACCUAUAGGCUGUAUGAUUAAAAAGUAUCAGUAUGACAAAACCAACGUUCCCGGGCAGUUCAACUACUUCAGCACACGUCACAACAUGAUGAAGGAUGUGACCGUGGUGGACACAAACUACACCGACUACGCACUGGUUCUAAAGCACAAGGUCUUCCACAGGGAGUACACGCAGGUGGCCCUUUACGGUCGCUCUCAGAGAGUCCGGAAUGACAUCCUACAGAAGUUCAAAGCCUUUGCUUUGUCCCAAGGGUUCCCCAAAGAGUCUAUUCUGACUCCUCCACCAGCAGAAAACUGCCCCCCCUCAGGAUCCACACGC